CGAGAAAGGCAAAGAAAACGACGCCGACGACGAAACAAACACUAAAUCUGAAACGAGUUGUUGUUGUUGUUGCCGAUCGAGACCGGCCGUCGGGAAGAACAGAAUAGAACAGAACAGAACAGAACAGAACAGAACAGAACAAGAACCCUUGGAUUGAACAAUCCGCACCCGCACCCCAUCCCCAUUCUUGCCACAUUGACCAUGAAGCCCGCGUUCCCGGCGACCGCAGCGGUUCGCGUUCGCUCCGCGCUGGGUUCGAGAAACACGCACCGCCCGGCCCGUUCCGCCGGAAGGGCCUUCUGGGGGCGCAGCGGACCCGCUGUUGCGGCGCCCUUUGAAUCGACGCUUCCGGAUUCCCCCGGGCGCGACCACCRCCACUCUCGGAACGCGAGGCGGGAGCUCCACCUCCUGUCGCGGAGCGGCGGGAAUUCCCACGGGGUCGGUGCCGCUGCGGCGAAGCACAACCGCGCCUCAAACCUUCGUUCCUUCUCGUCGGGCGCGAAGCGCGACCUGUACGAGGUCCUCGGAGUGCCGAAAUCGGCCAACAAGGCGGACAUCAAAAAGGCMUAUUUCAAGCUGGCGAAACAAUACCACCCGGACACCAACAAGGUAGGUCUGUUGCAUCGCGUUGCAUCGCGUUGCGUUGCAUCGAACCGAACGAGGAUGCUUCUGGAAUUUGUKGUGGAUUUUGCACCGUGCUCGUACCGUUUGCUGCACCCGAGCAAUCGGGAGGAAACUUUGUUCUGUCGCUUUUCUGCACCASGCACUGAUGAUGCACACCCACUCGUAUUGUAUUUUUCAAACUAGGACGACGAGGGAGCCGCAGAGAARUUCAAGGAGGCGACGGCGGCAUACGAAACGCUGAGCGACGACGAGCAACGAAAGAUGUAYGACCAGUUUGGCCACGCCGCAACCGACCCCAAUUUCCAGCAGCAGCAGCAGCAAGGAAACCCGUUCGGAGGAUUCGGUUUCCAGGACGGUGGCUUCCACUUYCACAGCUCCGGUGGCGGAGGAGAAAUCGACCCGGAGGAAUUGUUCGAUGCCUUUUUCGGUGGCGGAGCCCGCCGGCGACGGGGCCCCCAGAGGGGCUCCGACCUGCAGAUGCACGUCCGGYUAUCCUUCAAGGAGGCCGUCCAGGGGGCCUCYAAAAACCUCAACCUGAGGUACCAGGUGAUGAACCGAGAAAACGGGCAGAUCGAGAUCAAGGAACGCGACGUCACGGUCGACACGCCCCCCGGCAUAGACAACGGGAUGAACCUGCGCCUCAGCGGCGAGGGCGCGGAGGGAGACCCGGGAGCUCCCCGGGGGAACCUGCUGGUCCAGGUACUGGUAGACGAGGACGACUACUUUGUCCGCGACGGCUCCAACGUGCACACCGAGGCCAUGAUCUCCAUCACCCAGGCCAUCCUCGGGGGCACGGUCGACGUCAAAACACUCGACGGCGAGGUGGAGGUCAAGAUUCCGAAGGGCUGCCAGCCGGACGCGAAGCUCAUGCUCCGGGGAAAGGGAAUCCAGAAGCUGCACGGGGCGUCCAAGGGAGACCACGUCGUCCACCUCAAGAUCGAGAUUCCCAAAACGAUCACGGACCGGCAGGAAGAACUCCUCCGCGAGUUCGACGAGGAAACGAGGGAGUGCGGGCACGGCAUUUCCGGCCGGAUAGCCAAGGCGGCGGGAUCGGCCUUCGAAUCGAUCUUUGGUUCAAACGACGACGGCGGCGGCGGCGGCGACAAAGGAGAGAAGGGCAAGGASGGAGCGGGCCAGAAAAAAGAAGAGUCAUAGCAAAGCAAAUGAAAGCAGGCAAUGGCGCAGACGACAGUAUCCAAUGGGAUCGAGUGCACGUUCCGUAAACAAGCAAAACCUAUCGCAUUAGAAAGGAUCCGCAUUAGAAUCAACAAACACCGGAAACAACGAUAGCUAGUUUUGAAUACUGUGUUAAAGAGUUAAAAAGUACAGUACUGUACACCACAAAGUAUAAUUUCUGGUUUUUCAGAAUAAAAUUGUGAGUUUUCC
Pseudo-nitzschia multistriata is the source of this 2010-nucleotide messenger RNA. The record is from the annotation of a GenBank genome assembly. NCBI's taxonomy places the organism in Eukaryota, Bacillariophyta, Bacillariophyceae, Bacillariales, Bacillariaceae.